AUGGACUCUCUUAACCAUGGUACCAGUAGCAUUUCUCGACUGUCCCAGCUGUAUAUGGUCUCCAUAACGCGUGAGAGGGCCCGCAAAACAAACCUCGAGUCUCCGUCACACGUGUUGCUUCAGACCGAUGGCAAAUUAUCACCAGAUCCGCUCACAGGUAGGCCACAAAAUGUGGCUCACGUUACGAACGCGAUCAUGUACGGCAUUAUCAACUCCAUCCUGACGAUCCCCACCAUGUACGGAUACGCCGUCAUCCUCUUCAGCCACAAAGACUUCGAAGACUUUAUGCCGGCACUGUCCAAGCUCGUCAUCUUCUCCAGCGUCGUACACCAGGUCAUGUUCACACUCAUGAGCUCGCUGCCGUUCUCCAUCGGCCAAGUGCAAGAUGCCGGUCUCAUCUUUCUCAGUACCAUGGCCACUUCAAUCUGCGACUCACUGGGCAAUGACGUGCCGCUGGAGGCCAAAGUGACCACUUGUAUCAUCGUCAUCGGCAUUGCUACAGCCUCACUCGGUGUCUGUCUCGUGGUCAUGGGCAAGCUGAAGCUGGCUGCACUCGCGUCGUAUCUGCCGAUGCCCGUGAUCGGUGGCUACUUGGCCUUCAUCGGUAUUUUCUGUUUCUACGCUGGCCUCGCCUUGUGUACAGGUCUCGUCGUGAACGACAUGGAGUCCAUGAUCGGCGUCUUCGACAACGCCCACGACGUCCUGCUGUGUGUCCCUGGUAUUCUCGGUGGAGCUUUCCUGCUGGUUGUCUCGCAACGUUACGACAACUCAUUUAUCCUGUCUGGAGCCAUCUUGAUCAUGCCCGUGGUGUUCUUCUUCAUCGUGUUGGUGGGCGGCAUCUCCAUGGACGACGCGCGGGAUGGAGGCUGGAUCGACCCGGCCAAGGAUCCCGCCACUGUCUCGGAGCUGCUCGAUCUCUUCGACUUUAACGAGGUGCAUUGGGACCAGCUAUCUAAACAAUUCGGAACGUGGAUCGGCAUGGUCUUCAUCGUCGCGUUCUCGUCCUGUUUGGAUAUCGCCGCUAUUGAGCUUGACAUGGGCAGCAAACUCGACUUCAAUCACGAGCUCAAGACCGUCGGCUGGUCGAACGUCGUGAGCGGUCUCUUGGGAGGAUACACAGGAUCCUACAUCUUCUCGCAGACCAUCUUCACCUACCGUUCCAAGACCAACUCGCGCAUCGUCGGUGUGUGCGUCAUCAUCUCGGAGUUUGCCAUCGUGCUGGCCCCCGUGUCCGUCAUGAGCUACGUGCCUCGCUUCUUCUUCGCUGCCACGUUGAUCUUCAUUGCUAUCGACCUCAUGAUCGAGUGGCUCCUCCUCACGUUCAAGAAAAUGUCGUUGCGCGAGUAUGCGGUGCUGUGGAUGACGUUCGUGGCCGUGAAUCUCGUGGCGCUGGACGAGGGGAUGCUCAUUGGUGUGGGCAUUGCAAUUGUCAACUUCCUGUUGGGCUACAUUCGGCUGCCUGUUGUGAGCAGGAAGCCUCGUGCGUCAGGGGCAGCACGCACUCUCUCGGAGCGGAGAACACUGGACCAGAAGCAAGAUGCGAUCGCGUAUUUUGAGCUGAGUGGUUUCCUAUUCUUCGGUUCGUCCGUGCAGAUCCUCGACAUUGUCCAGAAGGCAGUUAUCGUCCGUAAGAAAGUACCGGGUGCUGAGGCUGGCGAUGCUAGGGCCAGUUAUCUAAGUGAUGUCGGCGCGCCUUUGACGCCAGAUGAGCACCGGAUACCCUUGAUCGAGUGUCUGGAUGGAACCCCUGCUACUGACCCCGACGCCGUCCCGACCAAGUUCGUCGUCAUGGAUUUCACGAACGUCACGGCGAUGGACGCGACCGCCGCACGCAGCGCAUUCUUGGUUCUGCAGAAGUACUGCAGCAACCACGACAUCACCGUCCUUCUACUCGAGUGCAGAGUCAGCCCUCGAGCUUUGUGA
Messenger RNA from Phytophthora infestans T30-4, 1923 nucleotides. Its product is annotated as Sulfate Permease (SulP) Family. The coding region runs from base 1 to 1923 and encodes 640 amino acids. The record is from RefSeq and is a predicted model, not a curated record. NCBI's taxonomy places the organism in Eukaryota, Oomycota, Peronosporomycetes, Peronosporales, Peronosporaceae. The transcript is spliced from 2 exons. Gene Ontology annotation, cellular component: membrane.